CCGCCAGUGCGGUGGAAAAGGGCAGUUCCGUCUAGCGCUGACGUCAGGCCGUCUGCCUGCCUCAGUACCGUAUCUCCAUAUGAAACCCAAUCUCCUUGGACUUGAAGGAGGAGGCGGAGGAGGCGGAGUGGCUGGGAAAGCCGCCGCCGGGAGUCCGUCGCUCCGUCCGGCCAGCGCAGAAACAGAGUAGUAGCUAGGCGCUUUCCGCCGGCGCUGGGGCAAGGGAAACUUACCGAGAGACUGGAGAGAAGGGAAACCGAGGGGAGGGAAGAAAGAGCAGUUAGGUCCUCCCCCAGUUUGACUGUUUCUUCCCUCCACUGUUUUUUUUUGGGGGGGGGGGGUGUUUUGUUUUAUAACUUAAUUUCUCCAGAAUUGAUUUUUUUUUUUAAACGAGAAAAGCGCAUUGCCUUCUCUUCCCUCUCCGGGCUGAAGCAGCGGCAGCCGCAGGAUCUUCCUUUAUGUGGUGCCUCCCGGAGCCCCCCUCGCUCUUCUCCAAGUCCCCCGUUUUCCUCUCCCUCCUUUUUAAAUGUAUAACUUAAUGGGUCUCAACAGCACCGCGGCCGCCGGGCAGCCCAAUGUGUCCUGCACAUGCAACUGCAAAAGGUCUUUGUUCCAGAGCAUGGAGAUCACGGAAUUGGAGUUUGUGCAGAUAAUCAUCAUCGUGGUGGUCAUGAUGGUGAUGGUGGUGGUGAUCACGUGCCUGUUGAAUCAUUAUAAGCUCUCUGCCCGCUCCUUCAUCCACCGGCACAGCCAAGGGCGAAGAAGAGAAGAGAACCUCUCUUCGGAAGGAAGUCUGUGGCCUUCAGAGAGCACCGUCUCAGGCAACGGACUCACAGAGCAGCAGAUCUACGCACCAUCCCGCUCAGCAGACCGCCUGACGGUACCAUCCUUCCUCCAGAGGGACCGAUUCAACCGCUUUCAGCCCACCUAUCCUUAUUUGCAGCACGAGAUCGACCUCCCACCCACCAUCUCCCUCUCGGAUGGCGAGGAGCCACCCCCUUACCAGGGCCCAUGCACACUUCAGCUCCGGGACCCAGAGCAGCAGAUGGAACUCAACCGUGAGUCUGUCCGGGCCCCCCCUAACAGAACCAUCUUUGACAGCGACUUAAUAGACAAUUCCAUGUAUGGGGGGCCCUGCCCUCCGAGCAGUAACUCUGGCAUCAGUGCCACGUGCUACGGGAGCAACGGGAGGAUGGAAGGGCCGCCGCCGACGUACAACGAAGUGAUCGGGCACUAUCCUGGCUCAACAUUUUACCAACACCAGCAGAACAAUGGGACGCCCUCCAUACUGGAGAACAACAGACUUCACCAGUCACAAAUCAGUAGCCUCGAGAGCACAAUUGCAUGGAACAAAGAGAAAGAGAAGCAAAAAGGACACCCCUUUUAAAAUCCAAAAUAAGGAAAUACACACACACACAUACAGAAAAAAAAGUAAAUUAAACACUCUGCACUUCUUAAAAGAAAAAGCAAGAGAUGGACAGGGGGUGGGGGUGGGGGGUAGGGACGAGGAUGAAGAUGGGGGGAUGGGGGAAGUGAGAGUAAAACCAACCCGUCUCCACCUCUAUGUGUAUAAAUAUUUACUUGUUAUGUCUGGUCUGAAUGCUCAAGCCAAGAAAGCUUGCAAAAACGUUUCUUUGUUAGCUGUGUCUUGAAGUCAAAAGAAAAAAAAAUUGACAGUAGUCUUUGUUUUUGUUUCUAGUUGAGCUGUGUGCGUGAAUGCUUUUUUUUUGUUUAUGAUGAUUUCACUUAACUUUAAAGACAUAUUUGCACAAAAACAUUUGUUUAAAGAUCUGCAAUAUAUAUAUAAAUAUAUAUAAAAUAUGAGAAACUGUAUGUGCGGCGGCAGGAGUAUUUUUGUAUUAGAAGAGGCCUAUUAAAAAAAGUUUUGUUGUUUUCUGACUAGAAAAAAAUGGCAAUUUUUUUGAGUGCCAACUCAAAAAGUGUGUAUUAAUUACAUUGUAAAAAAAACCUACAAAGCAGGGGUUUAGAGUUAUUUAUAUAAAUAUUGAAAUUUUGCACUAUUUUUUAAUAUAAAUAUGUCAGUGCUUGUGUUUAUGGCAGCCUCUGUCCCAUCUACCACAGACCGUAGGGGGUAAAUUUUCAACCAGAUUAAACUAGCCAAAGGGGUAGAAUAUCCAAACUUUGAAAAACCGCACCCCUCUAUAAGAGCACAGUCCAAGAGACUGCAUUCCAGGCAAAACAGUCAUGUCCAAGGUCCCCAAGCUGGACCUAGGAUAUCCCAACUUACUAAGGCAUACUUUAGUGAUAGACAAUUACUGUUCUUUACAUUCCGUACUGAGCACGGAAAUUCUCCUCUGGGCCAGUUAUGAUCAUUGGAGUAAACAAAAUUCAGAUGCUUCUGAAUUAUAAGGAAACCCAGAAAGUUAUCAGAAAUCCAGAUUACCUGUUGUGAGCUAUACCUUUUUCCAUGAUAAGAAUAAACUUCUGUUACUGAAGGAAUCUAGGGGUUUUUUUGUUUUUGUUUUGUUUUUUUGUUUUGUUGUUUUGGGUUUUUUCCCCCUUUUUUCUUCUCAAAUCAGAAUGAUGAAGGUCCCUGUUGGGAAUGUUUCAAAAGUCCACGGGAGUCAAUUGCAAUAUAGCUAGUCUGCCUUUGAGAGUUUCAGUGUUUCUUUGAAGACACAAGUGACGGUGUUUGUCAUUGUGCAAAACGUCUUCAGAGUGAAUUCCAAAACUUCCAUGAAGGUUUAGUGCAGUGAAAAUGUUCGGGAGCUAAUCGCAUCCCUGUGAAUGGAUUCUAGCUAAAACAACAAAUGAAAAAAGACUACAGAUGAAAAUAAAGAACCCAGGUUGGCUCCUGUGAUUCGUUUAAGGCUUGAAAAAAAAACAAAGUCAUGCUCGAUGCUUAAGAAGCAAAACUCUUUACCUCUUCUGAGAUGUUUUCACUAGGCAGCAUCAUCCCCCACUCCCCUGCCUUUCCCCACAACAAUCGUUUUGAUGUGUUUAUUUAUGUGUUACAUACGCAUUUUUGUCUUACUAUGCUAUUGUUUACAUUUUUAUAUUGUGUUAUUUCAGAUAGAUGUGAUACCCUUGUGGUGUACUUGUAUGUCAGAGAGAGAGCGAGUGGGAGCCAGAGGGAGAGGAUGAGGAGAAGAGAGACCAGAAAGCGGGAAGGGCGGAGCCCUGGCUCCUUGCUCUUUGAUGGGCAGGUAUAACUAACCUGGCCACACUUUCCCGACUGCUGAGGACCGGACUUCCCCGAACUGGGAGGUGGUGUUAGCUGGGUGAACUCCAAGGUUGAAGAGUUCUAUUCCCAUGGAGGUGUGUUUCAUUUUCUGCUAACUAGUAGAAUAACAUAAAUGAAAGAUAUAAAAGGCAAUAACUAUUGUUUUUAAGCAACUUUUUUCUAUUACUUGAAAAACUUGAGAACAGUUUUGAAGUUCUGACCAUUUGAACACUAUUUAUAUAUAUACAUAUAUAUAUUAAAAACGUAUAUAUUUUAAGAAGAUGACGAAUAGACAAACUUGAAGUUUCACCGUUUGGCUUGUUUGCCUGGCGAUCGUCCUUUACCUUUACAAUAUUGGAACCUGCCCCUCUAUGGUGUCCUCAAUUCCCCAGGACUUUAGUCCCAUCACCUAAAUUUUGCUUCCCUCUCCCUGCCUCCCUCUCUCUCUUUCUCUCUUCCAAAAAAAAAAAAAAUCGCGUAGAGAAACCAAUCCAAUUUGUUCUGAAAGGUACACGGACGCAUUUGUAGAAGUUUUACAAAAAUGUAUCUUUCCUUUUAUGUGACAUGUCUAUCUAGUGCCUUAUUAAAGAAACAGUAACCCUCUGUUGCAAAGGGGGGCAAGGAAGUAAAACUCCUGUUACAAGCACCAAAGGGAACUGGCGUUUGUUGUCCUCCAUGGCAAGGGCUACUGCUUCUUUAAAACCAUCCCCUUCACCCACUAGCCCCUGUGCGAUGUGCCUGGCCCUGGGAGGUUCGCCCUUCUGUCAUCCACGUUCUUGGGCUGUCUGUCAGGUGCUGUGCUGCCGAAAAGCCACGGUGGAGAUUGCCUCGGUGACACCAACCAAAAGACUGACAUAGAUUCACUGCCCUCUUGAGCUGAAACGCUUGACUAAUGGGAUUUCAUUCUGCAGUCAAAGUGGUUUCUUUGCCACGAGAUAAAAAGAAAGAAAAAUGGUUACCUUUGCAGGUUGGCGGCAGAAAUAGGGGUCAUUUAUUCUGAAUGGGGUCUGGCCACUCCUAGGAGCUCAGCGUGGGGGAGGGGAACGUGACUAGGAAAGCAAGCUGACGGAGAGUGAGGACACUGACCGAAAGCGGGCACCUGUCUCUAGAAUCGCCCCCAGGAAGCUGGCUUCCAUCUGCCCACCCGGCGCCCUUCUGAUAAAGCUUGUGAAAUGACAGAGGGAAAGUUUCUUUUUCUUUUUUUUUCCUUCUCCCAGUUGAACGGAAGACAGACACCACCCAAAUGCUGCUGGUACUUACUCUUGGCCUUGGUAAACAGCAGGGCAGUCAUGCAUGGGGCACUUGAAAUCAAAAUGCUAACAGCCAGGAUCACAAUAUCCCCAGGAGAGGGCUUUGCCCACAAAUCACAGUGUGUCCUAGCCCUUGUUUCCUUUAGCCCAUCUCUCCCGUUCCCACCCCAUCCAACAGAGGACAGAGCGACUAUCGGGAUAUUCUUGCAAACAUAUCCAAUAUAGUCUUGGAUCUUGGGCACCCUUUCUUUGAAAGCAGAUAUUCCCAGACAGUUCUCAGCAGGCUCUCCCCUUCAUCUGGCUUUAGGGAAGGUGAAAAUGGGGAGGGCUCCUAUCUUAGACCAAAUAAGGAUGAUGGUGUCACCCAAGCCUUGUGGUAUCCAAGGAGGACGGCGGUCUGGGUCAUUCCCUUGGGGGUGGAGACUGGUGAAGCCCACCUGUUUCUUGAUGAGUUCAAGGACAGGUAGACCAUUUUCCUAACCCAGUAAAUGACUUCCUUCCAAGUCCAUCAUCACAUUGAAGUGGAAGGAAGGGCAAGGGGUAGGUUUCCUCAGCAAACCCCUUUUUGUAUGUUGGAUGGACAUAAUGAAAUUGCACUAAUCACCAUAUUUUUUUUUUGAAUGCCCACCAUUUCCACAAAGGGUUAAAAUUGACAGACUCCAGGUGUGUAGCGUAAACAGUGCUAGGCAAGAACCGAAUUCAUUUCUACUCCCUGUGAAUUGUAUAUUUCGGAGAUUUUUAUACGUGCAGCUCAGAUACAAAAAUUUUAAAAAAACCAAACCAAACCAUGUUUUCCAGAAACCGCGCUUCAGACUUUGCUGUACUAUAGAGCUCAGAAGGACAGCAUUACAGUCCUCAUUUGCCUGCCUUAUAAUCACAUUUCACUGUAUUAAUAUUUUCUGAAACUUCCAAUUAUGUUGCUUCAGCUCUAGGCAGACCUGUAUCCUGAGUUCUGUUCGAGGUAAACUUCUGUAAACUAUUGGCAGCACAUUCAAUGCAGUACCUAAUCUAUAUUUUGCUGUUUUAGUAUAAAUAUGUACUCUGAUGCCAAUUUACAAAAAUCUGUUGUAAACGCUUAUUGUGUAACAGUAAUCAAUAGCAGCAGUGGCGACAUUCAAAAACACUGCACUACUUAUACAAUAAAUUUUACAAUUCUUUGGA
Messenger RNA from Monodelphis domestica (gray short-tailed opossum), 5595 nucleotides. It is a transcript of the gene PMEPA1, whose product is annotated as prostate transmembrane protein, androgen induced 1. Gene Ontology annotation, cellular component: early endosome membrane; Golgi membrane. NCBI's taxonomy places the organism in Eukaryota, Metazoa, Chordata, Mammalia, Didelphimorphia, Didelphidae. Gene Ontology annotation, biological process: negative regulation of transforming growth factor beta receptor signaling pathway. Gene Ontology annotation, molecular function: R-SMAD binding. The record is from RefSeq and is a predicted model, not a curated record.